AACGGGCCCCCGUGUGACGUCAGAACUUCGCGCCUGAGAAGACGGAGCGUAGAGGAAACAUCGUGAUCUUUCUUCUUCGUUUGACUCUUUUGAAUUAAAAUGCCGAAAGUGAAGAGGAGCAGGAAGCCUCCUCCGGACGGAUGGGAACUCAUCGAGCCCACUUUGGACGAGCUGGACCAGAAGAUGAGAGAAGCGGAGACGGAGCCUCACGAGGGCAAGAGAAAGGUGGAGUCUCUUUGGCCGAUUUUCCGGCUUCAUCACCAGCGGAGUCGAUACAUCUUCGAUCUGUUUUACAAGAGGAAAGCCAUCAGCAGAGAGCUCUAUGAGUAUUGUAUAAAGGAAGGAUACGCAGACAAGAACCUGAUCGCUAAGUGGAAGAAGCAGGGCUACGAGAACCUCUGCUGCCUGCGCUGCAUCCAAACCCGAGACACUAACUUUGGAACAAACUGCAUCUGCAGAGUCCCCAAGAGCAAACUGGAAGUGGGUCGGAUCAUUGAAUGCACUCACUGUGGCUGCAGAGGAUGUUCUGGUUAGCAGCCGCUUUCUGAACAUAGAAACCUGAGACAGUCAACGGAAACCAACGUGAUCUUCAUCAUCAUCCUCAGCUGUCUUUAUGGGGGGGGGGGUCAUUUUUUAUCAUUAUAGUUGAUGUGUUUUGUUUUUACAUGUGGGGCCCUUGACUUCCAAAGCUCAAAGCAGGAAGUGGUGUUUGUGAAGCAGGAAGUGGAUCGGGCCGUCACUGGACUCGUGGCUGUGAAGGAAAAAGAAUAUUCUGAUGUUUGGUUUUUUAACGGGCUGAGAGGAAAGUGAUGUGUUAACUUCUUGUUGUUGUAGUUUGAUUUCAAUAAAACUUUCUGAUGGAC
Labrus mixtus (cuckoo wrasse) is the source of this 863-nucleotide messenger RNA. RefSeq names its product BUD31 homolog (gene bud31). The transcript has 4 exons. The record is from RefSeq and is a predicted model, not a curated record. NCBI's taxonomy places the organism in Eukaryota, Metazoa, Chordata, Actinopteri, Labriformes, Labridae. Gene Ontology annotation, biological process: mRNA splicing, via spliceosome. Gene Ontology annotation, cellular component: nucleus; spliceosomal complex. Bases 100 to 534 code for a protein of 144 amino acids.